ACAGCCACAAAGAAAGAGGAGAGUGACAUCAGGUUCAGUCUAUGGUCACACACAAGCCAGUCCAGAUUCCACCGUCGCAUUUUACAGCGGAAUGUUCACUCGAAGGGGGCAUGGAGACGUCAAGAAAUCUACACAGAAAGUUCUGGACCCAAAGAAGGAUGUUCUAACCCGCCUCAAACACCUGCGGUCGCUGUUAGAUUUCACGGAGAAGAACGAACUGAAGGCCUUCUUCGAUAGCAACUCUUCUCAGAUUUUUAUCUUCUAUGAAAAUUUUGUUACACUGGAAAGCAACUUAAAACAGAAAGGGAACAAAUCUCAACGGGAGGAGCUGGACUCUAUCCUCUUUUUUUAUCAGAAAAUUCUACAACUUCUGCCUGAGAAAAUCUACAGUCGAUGGCAGUUUCACAGCAUAGGUUCUAUUCUGAAAAAACUUCUACACACUGGAAAUUCAUUCAAGAUCCGCUGUGAGGGGAUCCGUCUCUUCCUGCUGUGGCUACAGGCCCUGAGGGACAACUGUGCAGAGGAGCAGUUUCUCAUCUUUGCCUGUCUAGUACCAGGAUUUCCUGCUGUGCCCUCCUCAAGAGGGCCUUGCACCCUGGACACCAUCAUUUACAACCCCUUCUCCACACCACCAGAUGCUAAGGUCGUGCCUGAGGAGAUUACCCCACUGGUACCAGCUGUGGCAGGGGAAAAGGUUGCAGAUGACCAGACCUGUUACAUCCUCGAUACCCUGCUGAAGUUCAUGGUGAUCCAGGCAUCCAGUUUAGAAUGGAGGAACAAAGAGAACCAGGACAGUGGCUUCAGGUUUCUCUUCAGCCUUUUCAAGAAGUACUACCUUCCACAUUUAUUUCCCUCCUUCACCAAGCUCACAAAUCUCUACAAGCCUUUAUUAGAACUUCCCCACCACAGACCAAAACCCUUGUAUGUGCCAGUGACGCGGAACAAUGAGAGCACCUUCUGCACUCGGGACCUGUACCUGGCACCCCGUGUGGCCUUCAUCACCUGGCUGGUCACCUUCUUCCUGGAGAAGAAAUACACCAGCAGUGCUGCAGCGGCGCAGAGCGCCAAGAACGGCACAGAGGUCAUUCCCAAACUCAUCCAGACUGUCACUGCAGGCAGUAGCAGCCAGGAGAAAGACAAGACAUCAGAUGGGGAUGCAAAUGCACCAUCGGGGGAGCCUGACAAGACCCACUCCAACAGCAGCACUCUAUCAGGUCGACGGCCAAGUGAUUCUAGCUUAUGUAGCAUUGAGGAGGAACACCGUUAUGUCUAUGACAUGGUGCACGCCAUCCUGCUGUCCACCAGGGACAAUGUCAAUUUUGUCAAUGAGGUCUUCCAUCAGGCCUUCCUGCUGCCUUCAUGUGAGGCAUCGGCAACACGGAAGGUGAUCAAAGUGUACAGAAAGUGGAUCCUGCAGGAGAAGCCCAGCUUCAUGACAGAACCUGACACUUCGAACCAGGAAGACGAAGUGGAUGACACGUCUCAACAGAGGCUCGGCACUGAGCCCAGCAGUGUUCAUGCACAGGUAUCAGAAAGUCACGGCCACAAGCGGUCCUCCAGCUGGGGGAGGACCUACUCCUUCAGUAGUGCCAUCAACCGGGGCUUUCUGACCGAGGAGCAGAACAGAGACAUCAAAGCCGGAAUCCAACCCACUCUGCAGGUGUUUCUGACCAAUUCAGCCAACGUCUUCUUGUUGGAACCCUGCCAGGAUGUGCCUAAACUCCUCGGAAACCAGGUCGAGUUGUGCAAAGGCGUUCUCAGCAUCUACCGGCACAUGAUCAUGGAGCAUACAAUGAACACACAGACAUGGGAGCAGCUGCUGCAGGUCCUCCUGAGGAUCACAGAGGCAGUGAUGAAGAGGCCACAGGAAAACCAAAGAAAAGACUCGUUUGCUGAAAGUUUAGCAUCGAUACUCUUCAGGACCAUCAUCGUGGCAUGGGUGCGAGCCAACCUGUGCGUGUUUAUCUCCCGGGAGCUUUGGGAUGAGCUGCUGGUGGUACUGUCCUCUCUUACCUGCUGGGAAGAGCUGGUGACAGAGUGGGCCAGCAUCAUGGACUCGCUGACAGCUGUGCUGGCACGCACAGUCUACGGUCUGGACAUGUCCAGCCUGCCUCUGGACAAACUCAGCGAGCAGAAGGAGAAGAAGCAAAGAGGACGUGGAGUGAUCCAAGAUUCCCAAAAAGCAGCAGCGGUGGCACGUUCCUUCUCGCUGAGUUGGAGGAACCAAGGAGAACAGGGUGGACCAGGAGUUCAGGAGCCCAUGAGAAUUCGCUCUGCAACCACGUCGGGCGCUCCUUGCGUGGAGAAAGCUCGCAACAGUGUCCGGCAGAAGGCGUCUGCUAAGCGGAGCCAGUCCAUCAGCAACUGUGCUCACCUUUACGAGGCUUUGCCCACUACUAAAAGUGUUCCUAUGCUGCUCCACACUGUCAGCUAUUUCUUGCCUGGUAUCUCUUCUGGUAACUCUGCUUGCUCUCACAGACUCUCAGACGUGGAGGAGUGUCAGCUGUCAGAAUGUGGUAGUGAGGAGGAGCUGAGAGGGGAGGAUAGCCCACUUCCACGGAGCAGUAGCACCUCUGACAUCACUCAACAAAUGUCUGACACUUUACCAGCCCAGAACAGAGAAUGUUCCCCUGCCUCCUACGGUUCUUCUGACACUCGGGCAUCCCAGGGCAAAACGGAAAGCAGUGAAAUGCCAAUGAUCCUUAUCCGGAGGAGCAGCAGUCCCCCUGACAUGGACUGUAUUGCAGAAGGACACACAAGCUACACCACAAGGCCUAAGCCCAGAGAAAAAAGUGAGAGCGUCAGCAGCGAGACGUCCAUCGGCUACCUGAAUGAAGCUGGGGUUACCUGGCAGGCCUUUGAUGAGGAUGCCGACAGCCAGUCAACCCAGUCGACUCACAUGGACGUUACAGCUGAUCCCCAGAACCAGGGCAGUCUGCUGCUCAGCCACAAUGAGGCUCUAGCAGGUCCUGAGUGUGUCCACCCUUCCCACUCCGCUCCCCCGAUCUACCACAUCCACUUCCCCCAGAACCCUCCCGCCUCACCAGCCCUGCUGGUGCACACAGAGUGCCCACGGGAUUACCCCCUGGACGACACCAUGCAUAAGUCUGUUUUACACAUGCCACACCGCCUGGACAGCAGUGAGUGUCUGGCUGAUGAUGUCAGCAUCAUUGCGGGUGGCACCUUGACAGGUUGGCAUGCGGAUUCAGCCUUUGUCCUCUGGAGGAGGAUUUUGGGAAUCCUAGGAGAUGUCAACAACAUCCGCUGCCCUAAAAUCCAUACCAAGGUCUUCUCCUAUCUCUAUGAGCUCUGGCACAAGCUGGCCAAGAUACGAGACAACCUUGGGAUCAGUGUGGACAACCAGUCUUCUCCUCCCCGGCCUGCCUUCAUCCCUCCUCUCCGAAUGCUUUCCUCCUGGCUCUUCAGGGCCACCAUGCUGCCAGCAGAGUACAAAGCCGGCAAGCUGCAGGCCUACAAGCUGAUCUGUGAGAUGAUGACCAGACACCAGGACGUGCUCCCCAGCAGUGAUUUUCUUGUGCACCUCUACCACAUCAUGCACAAGGGCUUCACCAGUCAUGACCAGGAUAUUUUGAACACCAUCAUCCGAUCCUGCUCUCCUCGAUUCUUUUUCCUGGGCCUGCCGGGCUUCACCAUGCUGAUUGGAGAUUUUGUCACCGCUGCUGCCUGCGUUCUCAGCUCUGAGUCCACGGAGGCUCCGAGAAUGGAAGCUCAAACAAUCCUGGGCUCCCUCGUGUGUUUUCCUAACCUUUACCUGCAGAUUCCUCUGCUGUGCGCUGUGCCCGGGUCUGAGGAAAUUGUUGUAGACAAAGAAGAUAUUAAGGAUUAUCUGGUCAAUGUCCUGCUGCAGACGGCAACAACUGAAUACUGUGAAGAGGCCAGGUGCAUCGCCGUGUGCAGCCUCGGUCUGUGGGUGUGUGAGGAGCUCACGCAAAAGCACAUCCACCACCAGGUGAAAGAUGCCAUCAGUGUCCUUGGAGUAACACUAAAGUUUGGGAACAAAGCCGUGGCACAAGUGGCAUGUGACAUCUUUCAGCUGUUCAUCUCCCACUGGGAACAUCUCCAGAGAUUAGAAUCUGCUCUGCCCAAGAAGAUCAUCGAGAUCUUUGUGGCCACAAUAGCCUUUUUGUUGCCGAGCGCAGAGCACUCAACAGUGGAAGCAGACAAAAAGGUGAUGGUUUCGCUGCUUCUCUGCCUGUUGGAUUGGUGUAUGGCCGUACCUCUGAGUCUACUGCUGGAGCCCGUCUCCAUGCCUUCACUGGAGGACCGCAACACCCACAAGGCACCGCUGCUAGACUACAUCUACAGGGUGCUGCACUCCUGUGUGUCCAGCUCCAGCCUGCACACCCAGCAGAGUCACUACCUCCUCAGCCUGUCAGACCUCUCUGCCGAAUACGACCUCAUGUUGGGUCAGGUUAAGAGCUGUGAACCAGCAGCCUCCCAGGCCACCAACACCGCCACAGACUUUGGCAACUUGCUCACCGUAGCUGAGGAAAAGAGACGUCGGAACAUGGAGCUGAUUCCUCUGACGGCGCGGAUGAUCAUGACUCAUCUGGUGAACCAUUUAGGCCAUCAUCCAAUGAACGACGGCCCCGCCCUUCUCCACAGCCUAGUGAGCGAGAAUCACGACAACCCCUACGUGGAGUCGUCCGAGCUGUCCUCAGAGGUGUUUAAAAGCCCCAACCUGCAACUUUUUGUCUUCAAUGACAACACACUGGUGUCCUACCUGCAGGUCCCUGCUGAGAACAUGACUGUUGGACAGCCCCCCCACCCGUCUUCUCUUGUACGUGUCAUAGUCCGCGACAUCUCGGGCAAAUACUCAUGGGAUGGUGCAAUCCUCUACUGCACCAACCAGGAAGAUUCUGUUGAUGUGGACGUCUUUGAAGCUGUGGACCGCCCUCUUUCAACAACCUCAACAGUCACUCCUAACAGAACCCAGCCGACCUCCCCAACUAAAAAACCAUACAGCCGUGAUUGCUCCGUCUCAGACUCUCUUUCGGACUGUUGUGAGGAAGAAGAAGUAGAUGUUCUGGACCAGCUGUUGGAGGAUCUGGGGCACAGCAGCCCAGAAUGUCUAACUCAGCCGCAACGUAGGCUCAAUCAGCCAGCCCCCUCACCGUGUGGCAUGAACCGAGAGCAGGAAGGAGCCAUUUUGGAAGCCAUUCUCUGUCAGACUCAGCAGGAGGAGGCCCAAGUCAGGAGGUGGGCUGCUGAUGUGAGCUUUCGGGCUGCUUGUCACAGCGAACCCUCCCACCAGGAACCAAAAGCACCCUUCUACUUCUGCCGACUGCUGCUUAAUGACCUUGGCAUGAACUCUUGGGAACGCAGGAAAAACUUCCAUCUGCUGAAGAAAAACUCUAAACUCUUAAGGGAACUGAAGAAUUUGGACUCCAGACAAUGUCGAGAGACGCACAAGAUUGCUGUGUUCUACAUUGGAGAGGGCCAAGAGGACAAGUGCUCUAUCUUGUCCAACUGUACAGGCAGCAAAGCCUAUGAAGACUUUGUCUCAGGACUAGGAUGGGAGGUGGGUCUGGCUACACACUGCGGCUUUAUGGGAGGCCUCCAGAGGAACGGCAGCACGGGUCUAACAGCUCCUUACUAUUCUACCUCCACUGUGGAAGUUAUCUUCCACGUCUCCACACGUAUGCCAUCGGAUUCCGAUGAUUGUCUCACCAAAAAGACCAAGCUGACGCUCCCUAUCAAAAGCCUUACUGAGGAGUUUAGGGUUAUCAGAGCAAGAGAGGUGCUCCAAUAUAGGGAUUCCAAGGACAUGAAAGUAUCCCAAGCAGGUAUUGAGGUGAGGACUGGCAGAAAGUGGAAGGCACAGGAAGCUGUGGACCAGGCAGAAGCACGGCUGCGUCACAAGGAGCUUGUGGGUUCUGUGGCAAUCGGCCGGGCGGGCCUGGGUACUAUCCCAACAAUCCACUAUAACAAAACUGAGGGCAAGCUUACAGUGCCCUGGGAGGAGAGAAUGAAGGAAGCCAGUGAGAGGAAGAGGGAGAAGUAUGCUGAGCUGGUGGAGUGUCGCAGACGGGGGUGGCAUGCAAGGUGCCUUCCCGUUGAAGUUGGAGUAAGGGGCUUUGCAGGAAAGUCACUCUGCAAGGCCUAUAGCCUCCUGGGUAUCACCGGAGCACGCAAGAGAAAGGCCAUCACUGCAGCAUUCGAGGCUGCAGAGAGAGCUUCACGCUACGAGGAGCGGGCGCUCUACUUGGAGGCCAUCGUUCAGAACCACAGAGAGGUCAUGACCUUUGAGGACUUUGCCUCACAGGUCUUCUCUCCGUCUCCUGGAUAUCCACUGAGUGGGACAGGCUCCUUCAGCGGAAGCUCGACGGCUGAUUGCAGCACUGCGGCGGGACCAGCGGACCCCGUCGACCAGGUCUCUCCCACUAUGCCGCGUGCCACACGGAACAGGGUUUCCGGGAAACUCCGCCGAUCAGCCAGCGCAAUAAGCAAAUCCUCCAACUGAGCUCUUUAACCUCUCCUCCUCUUCCUCCUCAAAAUUCCAGCCUUUAAUCUUUUCACAUUCCCCAUCGUGACUGCAAGACUUUUGUCUUUUUCUUGAUUUUGUUGGGGGUUUUUUUUAUGUUUGUUUGUUUUUUCAUGCAACUGGAGCAAUUUUGCAAUUUUUAAUUUAAGAAGUGAUAAUUAUGGAUUUUUCAUUGAUACAUGUGUUAACUGUUUAAUUAAUCUGAUCAGACUAAUUUGAGGGUUCCGUUUUUUUAAUCCGCGCCCCUCUGAGUCUGCCAUAUAAGACUUGAAGUCUUUAUGCAUCUUGUGCUAAAAAUGCAGUUUUCUUCUCCUUUUCUUGUGCCAGUAAAUACUUACUAUAGGAAGUGAAAGGGAGGUGAUGAUUUUUUUUUUCCUUUCCUCUCUCUCGUUCUGCGUCUCACUUAAUGUAAUGAAGCACUGAAUGAUGGCGGUAAAUGCUAAAACUGUGCACAUGCAAAUCUUUGCCUUUUUACCUCCUUUUCCACAGCCUACCUGUGUGUCGGACACGACUACGUACAAAACAAUGAUGUCCACGUCUUAAAUAUGUCAGUAGCACCCGUCUGGACCGGGAUUGAGGAACAGACUGAUAUCGUCGGUGCAGAUGCACUUUUUAGCUGUUCCGACUCCGAGAGGACAAUCAAUGACGUCUUUCUAACUCGAGCUGGAUUGAGAUUUGUUUGAGGUAUUUUUUUAAUCGCUCUAAUUUUCCUUUUUAAAUGGAUUCCGAUGGAUUUUGUCACAGUUUGAUUGAUGCGGCUCUGCUGGAACGAGAAAAGACUGCGAUUGUAAUUGUUUUCUGAUGUCGUUAACGUGGGCUCAAGUCCGGUAAUUGAAUAUGUUCUUCCUGUCUCUUUCCUCCAUCGGUUUGUCCUGCGACGCUCAGACAUUGACAUUCCAACAUUCCCGACGUCUUUGUUUUGUUUUUGCACUCGUCGUCACCGAUAAACUUUCAUUGAAUGUUUCUUUUUCUUGGAUGUAAUUUGCUUUUUAAGUGUAAUUUGUUGGUGUUUAUUUGACUUUGAUUAUUUGCUGUAGUGUUGUUUUUAUGUGUUCACGCGCUGUUUAGAGGAAGAAUGAGCCUCAGGUGAAUCUGAACUCCGUGCACUGCUCUGUGUGUGUGUGUGUGUGUGUGUGUGUGUGUGUGUGUGUGUGUGUGUGUGUGUGUGUGUGUGUGUGUGUGUGUGUGUGUGUGUGUGUGUGUGUGUGUGUGUGUGUGUGUGUGUGUUUGAGCGUGAGACAUGGACACAAAGCUGUGGAUACAUCACGGUGCAUGGAUGAAGGGUCCAAAAUGCAACUGUAAAACUUGUCAGUUGAUUGUAAUUGUUUAAUAAUCACAUUAACAAGGGGUUUUUAACUUAAAAAAAAAAAUAGAGUGCAAGGACAUUCACUGCCAUGGACUAGUUUUUCCCUCCUGAUUCCGACUGUUUUUGCAUUUUUGACACAGUAUUGUCAUAAAUCUUAAAAUGGGAUGACCUGAAUAAUAGCAAUAGUUUUAUUUUUUAUAUUCAUAUAAAAUAAGAGAAAGUUACCCAACAUCUUAACUGAUGACAUCACGCUUGGACAUCGGACUUGUUUUGGUCUCGUCAUCAUAGAGGAUUUUUCUUUUUUCCUUUUUUUUUAUUUGGUCACCAUUCUUUGCAUAAUUAUUUGAAUUCAGCCACAUUUUUGAACAUUAAGUGCGUGUUUCAUCCUGCAGCGUCUCACUGCUUCUCAGCUCUUCACAUUCUAAGACACGGGUUUGGUUCAGGAGCUGGGCCCCACUGUUCGGCUCACGCACAUCCAUCGGACUCGUUCUGUCACCAGCAGGGGUCACGGCUGUCUCAGCUGUGAAGCUGCAAACCGUCACCGUCUUUGCUUUGGGUCCCGCGUGUGUCAGGACUUUGACCCCAGACAGUCUGGGAAUCAUCGAGGUGUGUUUGUGUCCAACGCGAGCGGAGUCUUUAUGUUCCUCUCGGGUUGCGGUGACUUUGCUCAGCCUCUUCGUGUUCAUGGAGUUGUGACCUCUGACCUUAAAUGAUCUGAUUUAGGUUAUUUAGGUGUUAAUCUGGGAUUGAAGCCAUGUGUUGUUUGUGUGUGCUUCUGGUUAGUUUUUGGAACCUUAGAAAUGGUUCUGGAACCCUCUGCAUAUGAAAGUGUUUCAGUAACUGUCACUCUGUAAAACCUCAUCAUUUGCCUUAAAAAUAUUGUUGAAACAGAUUACAUAAAAAGUUUUUAAGUGGUAUGGAAUUUUUUAAGUUACUUAAUAAAGUUCCUUUUAACUUAAUUUUUUUAUGUAAUCUGAUUCAGCAAUUUUUAUUUUUAGUUAAAUUAGUUAUUAGGUUUUACAGUGCACCUCUCACAGCCUCAUGCGCCACUUUAUUAGACGUUUGAAACUAUUUCACAUUAUUUUAAGUGUCGAAUCUGACGUGGAACGUUGGGCGUGUCCACGCUAAUUAAACCCACGUGUCAUUUUAUUUGAUUACUUCGUCACAGAGUUAACGUUGGAUAGCCUUUUUUCUUUAUCAAAGUUAAACUGAGUUAACAACUGCACUUUGAGUUGUUUGUACAAUAGUUCUGUGAACCGGACCUACAAAAGGAAACUUAAUACAAUUAAUUACAUUUUAGAGUGUAUAAACUUUAACAGUUAAAAGAGUAAAAACAUGCAAAAAUAAAAGAAAUCAUGAAGAAGGCAAACACUUUAUUCUGUCUCAUUUCAGCUCCCAUCCCUCCUGCACUCUUGAAAAAAAAAAAAGAUUUUAAUGCAUUUAAAUGCAGCUAAUUAAAUUAUGAGCAAACUGUGAUGCACCAGGAAUCUGUGUAGCAUUGUUGAAUUGCGUGUGUGUGUGUGUGUGUGUGUGUGUGUGUGUGUGUGUGUGUGUGUGUGUCCAUAAAGACAUUGCUGCACGCCGCCUCUGUUCGCUGUAAUCACAUUUGUUUUUCUUCAUAUGAUGCAAACGAUGGACAACCAGCGCUGCUGUCCUGCAUUACAUCUCAAAACACUUUUUUUGGGGUAGGGGUGUUUUCUGUGUGACCCUAAAGGUCAGUGUCUCGCACUUCCCGCCACGGCAUCAGAUGGAUGUGGAAGUCGGCUCUCUGUUUGGUCUUUAUUCGAGGUACUGCCGUGCGAUGCUGUUAUAUUUGAGUGGGGUUCUUUUGCACCAGCUCCUCCUCUUUCCCAUCAUCCUCUUCCCUCGUCGGCUCCCAAGGCGGAGGCGGGGUUACACAAUGUGCCAGAGAUGAACUCUGCCAGCCUUUCCUAUUGCAACAACUGGCCUGGUGCUCCGCCCCUCCACCUUCCCCACUGUUGUCAUGGCAGCCAGGUGCUUUCCCCCCCCCCCCCCCCCCCCCCCCCCCACACACACACUGUGGAAUCGCACCCUCUGAGGUCUCUGCCCAAACUGUCCCCGUCUGCAGCGCUGCUCUGCCUUACUUUCCCCACGGCCUCAUUUUGGUCUUGCGUCACCUCCUUUGUGUCUCUGAGAGUUUGAACCCAAACUGGAGGACGGAUGAGCUGAGACAAAAAUCCACUUCAGUGUGAAGAAUGUACACACGGUCUCUUUCAAAGUUUACUGACCCGAUGUGAAGACUGUCAGUGAUGACUGAUGCUGCGUUCAGCCUGAUGUGGGAAAUCAGAGUUUCAUACGUCCUUUUUGUAAAGACAUUUGCCGUCAUCUCUUAGAAAUGUACUCGUCAUAUGUUGUUUUCACCUGGUCAGAUCUAUUCGACGUAGGCAAUGAAUUCACCAAAUUUUUCAUAAGUCGACAUACGCUGACUAAAUUGUCAGGGCGUAACCAGUGAAUGUUUAAAGGAUAAGUUCACUUUUCCCCCCCCAAACUGAGAUAUAUUAAGACAUUAGAUUAUUGGCAAUCAAAUGUCAGUUUCUGCUCACAUUUGCCAGUUGCUUUCUUUGCAAGAUUACUUAGAAAACUGAGGAAGUUAAUCCAAGAUCGUCGAUGGGGAAACGCUCCUCAAAGGUAGAAAAAUUAAAGCAACAAAAUAACGCUGGUGACUUUUUUUUAAAUCUUCAAAUUGUUAAUGGAACAACAUGUUUAGAAGAAAUAUGUCCAGUUCGGUUGGUUUCUUUCCCACAUAAUGUGUCAACUCUCCAGUUUUGUUAGCGCGGAUGAAGCAGACCAUAAAUAAGCCUAAUAUUAAUUUAAUAAUAAUAAUUUUGUGAAUCAUCAUGAAGUGUAUGAAAGUGUUGGCAAUGGCACCAUAUUAGCAUACAAAUAAACACAGUUUUUAUCCCCGCUGGCCCACAGGGCAAUUAUGUCGUGGCGAUUUCUGUCUGUCUGUCUGAAAUCAACAUCUCUCACACGUUUAAGAGGAAUUUAGUGAAUCUUGGUGUAAGUCCUUGUUACAGGUUGGCAAUACACAUAUUAUAAUAUCAUUCACGUUGGGCCCAUUUUACCAGAGUUAUGGCCUUUGAUUAACAAACACAGCCACUGCCAGUUUCAGGAGUUGUCUGCAUUCUGAGAUCAGCUAUCACAUACCUUUGAAAUGUUAUCAGAAUGUAGCGAGCACUUGGUACCAAAGCAGCAUUUGCCAGCGGGGAUGUUGUGCUCUCAAAGCACUCUUAAGUUUAUUUAGAGCCCAACUGUUGCCAUCAAUUUUCUUUCAUUUUAAUAAAUGAGAUUUCUUAUACAGUGCAUUUAUCAAAGGUCAAUAAAACACAGAACGUUUUCAUUUCAAUAAGUUCGUUGUUUAAGUGAAAACAUUAACGUUUUGCUGAACACCCUUUUUGAAAAUCCAACCCUGACAGUCAAGUCAGUGCAAGAAGGCUAACGCUGCCGGCUAAUGAACGAACAACAGCAUGAACUGACCCGCGAGCGGGAAGGCGUAACGAUCCAUGGACGAAAUGUCUCUAAAACAAUCCACAGCAGGCAAACUGCAUCCAGAAAUGGCAAGGAAUGAGCUACAACGUGCAAACCGGCAGAAUGUAAAUAAUGCAGUAACAUUUUGACCUCACAGUUAGCGUUUUCAAUAAGGUGAAGUCAUCAGAAUCAUUAAUGCUGUCGCUCAAGUUUGACAGCUUGCAAGGCUGGCUUCUGGGCUAACAAGCUAGCAGAGUUUGUGGUUUGUCUUGUUCGCUUUUCUCAAAUGUUUUACCUCUAAUGCUGUUUGAAAGGUUCACUUUUGUAACAUUUUAGUCCAUUUUUAGUUUCCACUUCAGUGUUUUAAUGCACAGGUGAUGAAAAUGUUGAUUAAUUAUUAUAUUGUUCAAUCAACAGAAAACUAAUCGUUACCUGUUUUGAUCGUCGUGUACGUUAUUUAAGACAGCAGCUUCUCCAUCCUUUGUCUAACAGUUUAACAUAUUUGUGGAUUAAACUAUUACUUAGCCUUUUAUAUAAUGGACAGAUUAACAGAUGUCGAGUCUUUUUCCCAGUUUAAAAAUUUUGGAUUUCCUACAGAAGGCGAACGCAGCGUUUGUUUCAACAGAAAUGUUUGUGUUUGUGAAGAAAAUGAGCUUUUUUGGGUGGGGGGGUCAUUUCUGUUCUUUAAACCCCCCAGUCUGGAUUUGUAUAUUGUGUCAAAAAGGAGGACUUCAACUCCUCUGACUAUAAAUAUAUUAAUGCCUGUAAUAUAAUCUUUGUACCGGAGGG
Thalassophryne amazonica is the source of this 12089-nucleotide messenger RNA. RefSeq names its product Ral GTPase activating protein catalytic subunit alpha 2 (gene ralgapa2). Lineage: Eukaryota; Metazoa; Chordata; Actinopteri; Batrachoidiformes; Batrachoididae. Gene Ontology annotation, biological process: positive regulation of GTPase activity; regulation of small GTPase mediated signal transduction. Gene Ontology annotation, cellular component: cytoplasm; nucleus. Gene Ontology annotation, molecular function: GTPase activator activity. The record is from RefSeq and is a predicted model, not a curated record.